This is a messenger RNA of Triticum dicoccoides, 823 nucleotides long. RefSeq lists its product as uncharacterized. The record is from RefSeq and is a predicted model, not a curated record. Lineage: Eukaryota; Viridiplantae; Streptophyta; Magnoliopsida; Poales; Poaceae. The transcript is spliced from 10 exons. Bases 182 to 823 code for a protein of 213 amino acids.
UGGCGGCGGUAGUCAAGACAUGGGAGAAUCAUGGUAGGAAAGGACGACCAAGGAAUAGCACCACUUGACGGGUCUGGGAUCAAGUUGCAACCACCAGGUCAGGCAACGAAGAUCUAGCAACGAGUAAGCGUUGAAAAAACAAGCACCAACGAAUCUCAACACGGUAAGCAACUUGGCUCUAAUGUCGCCGAGCGGAUCUGGUCGUGAUAACUCCCAUAGUAGCGGUGAUGAGUGGGUACCAAGAAGUCAACGACCACGGCAACAGAAAGGGCGAGCAAAGAAGGCAACACCUAUAGAGGUUACUCCAAUUCCAGUCGUUACUCCACCUGCAGUUGUUGCUUCAGCUCCUCAAGAGCAUGUCAACACAAAGGAAAGAGAAGGUACUAAAGAAGAUUGUACAACUAUGGUGAUCAAUGAUCGCAAAGUUACUCCGGUUCCAAGUGUUACUCCAUAUGUAGUUGUUACUCCAUCUCCUCAACAACAUGAUAUCACAAAGGAAAGAAAAAGUACUAAAGAAGAUGGUACAACUAUGGUGACCAAUGAUCGCAAUGUUACUCUAGUUCCAACUGUUACUUCAUAUGAAUUCCUUACUCCGUCUCCUCAAGAUCAUGCCGAUAGAAAGGGAAGAGAAAGUACUGAAGAAGAUGCUACAACUUUGGUGAUUAAUGAUCGCAAUGUUACUCUGAUUCCAACUAUUACUCCAUAUCUAGUUGUUACUCCAUCUCCUCGAGAGCAUGCCGACACAAAGGAAAGAGAAAGUAAUAAAGAAGAUGCUACAACCGUGGUGAUCAAUGACCUCAAUUUACUGCUCAAAUGCAAUUAG